Pimephales promelas (fathead minnow) is the source of this 1788-nucleotide messenger RNA. RefSeq lists its product as uncharacterized. Lineage: Eukaryota; Metazoa; Chordata; Actinopteri; Cypriniformes; Leuciscidae. The record is from RefSeq and is a predicted model, not a curated record.
UCGGGGUUUCGUUUGUUCCCUCCUCCGCCUUUUCGCCUAUAAAAGCGCAGAGUUUCUUUUCAGGGCAGAUAAACUCAAUCUGCCCUUCACGAGGUAUGGACUCAAAGGAUGCGCGAGAGUGUUUAGAGAGCGGCGAUAGCGCGCGCUGUCGCUGUGGCAACGGGUGGAGGAAAGCGCUCGCGUUGUUCGUCAUCCAGGGUUUAUUAACAGCCGCUUGUGCAGCCCUCAGCAUCAGCAUCUAUCUCAGCCAGCAGCCUGAAGCCACCGUAAAGCAGGACACAGGGAUAUACAUGAGCAGUCUCGAUUUAGAUGAAGAUGAGCCCAGAUUCGAGAUCAUCUGGAACAAGGCAGUGGAUCUGUACGAAGGGAAGAAGAUGAAGCUGCCCUGUGGAGGACCGUACAUGGUCUAUCUGUGGGCUUGUAUGAAAAGCUUAAAAACAAAUGAUGUGGUUGCCAACCUGACAAUAGAAACAGGGAAUAAAUCGUUCCACCUGCAGACCCUACAGCCCAACGAGUGCAAGGAAGUGCAGAAAGUGAUCAUGCUGUCUGACAAAAACAAUGUCACGAUGAAAGUCGGACGUGUCAAAGGCACCAUCAAAAUUACUGAGCUCCUCUUUGGCCUGCACUACAUGCUGGGAUCCCAGUGCUUCCCUAACCCACUUGAUGAUGAAAGCUACAAUCGUGUCUCAACUGGAUAAGAAGCUUUUUAGGUGCUCGUCCUUCAGAAGAGCCGUUAGUGAUGAAACUACGGCAUGACCAUCAGUUUUGAAAUCUCUCGCUUCACCCAGUUUGAAAUAUUAGGACGAUGCCAUAGUCAAAACUCGUCCUGGACCAAAAGUGUAAUCGUGAAGCUAACAUUUGGAGAGCUGCGAAUAUGCUUUUUCCAUAGAGGAAAACUCUCUGUUAUUUUGCCACACUAUAUUAUAGCUUCCAGGCUCUUCAAGACGGACUAUUUGGCAAACACCUACAGCAAGUGGAAGUGGGCGAUGACGUGGUAUUAACUGCAAUUGCACUAUGGCAGCUCAAAAAGAGCGUUCCUCACCACAACCUGGAUUAGUGGUGGUUCCAUAAGCUCUACGAAUGUUUUGAGAUUCUGUGGUUGGAAAGCGAAAGGAAGGCUUUUAACCGAAGUUAAACCAGUUGCAGAUCGUUUUGAAGCUUCUGAUAUAGCACUGUACUUUGAGAAGGAUUAAUUAGAAUGUCCUCAAAUAUUGUCCUGAUUCAGCUUUUAAAUACUGACAGCAAUAAUGUUCUCAAUGAUUGUCAUUAUCAUUAUAUUUAUUGGAAGACCCCCACCCCCCGCCUGUUGUUUUUUUUUAUUUUUUAUGAUAUUUAACUGUCUAAAGCAGUUUAAUUAUGUAAACUGUUUAUGAUUGAAUGUUCGAUGCUUUAUUUAAAUCAGAGUUAUUGAAUAAUCUAAGGAUUGAAUCCACACUGUCAGAACUUUAAAUGUUCCGGUAGUGCACUUUCCCUUUAAGAGCACAUGUCAGAAAAUGUAUUUAUUGAAAUGAAAGGUUUUUUUUUUUUGUAUUAUUAUUUAAUCAAACAUCUUGAUUGUGAACUAAAGCACUAAAAACCUCAAAAGCAAAAACCAAACAAUCUUCCACAAAUUCAGACAAGUUUUUAGUUUAUUUGGUUUUAUCGUCAGUGCAAUGUGUUUGUGUGUAUCGAACAUGACCCUAAACGUCUUACUUGCUCAGUCAAACCUCUGCUGCAAUUUCUCUAGUGAUAUUUUAUUUAUACAGCAAGGUUUGCACUUCUAUUGUAUAGCUAUUAUACACCAUCAAU